Messenger RNA from Alternaria burnsii, 1524 nucleotides. RefSeq names its product sugar transporter stl1. Gene Ontology annotation, cellular component: membrane. Gene Ontology annotation, molecular function: carbohydrate:proton symporter activity. The transcript has 3 exons. Lineage: Eukaryota; Fungi; Ascomycota; Dothideomycetes; Pleosporales; Pleosporaceae. The coding region runs from base 1 to 1524 and encodes 507 amino acids. The record is from RefSeq and is a predicted model, not a curated record. Gene Ontology annotation, biological process: carbohydrate transport; transmembrane transport.
AUGGCGCUCCCUCCCAAAGUAUACCAGUUCCUCGUGGGUCUGUUUGCAUCCCUCGGUUCGCUGCUCUACGGUUAUGAUCUCGGUGUCAUUGCCCAAGUCAUUGCUUCUGGAGCUUUCAAGCGCGAAUUCAACAACCCCGAUCCAAAUGCAACGGGAGCCGUUGUGUCAGUCUUCACAGGCGGUGCCUUUUUUGGCGCCAUGUUCGGUGGUCCCAUUGGUGACAAACUUGGACGACGACUGACCAUUCUUAUUGGUGCCUGUGUUUUCAUGCUUGGUGGUGCUCUGCAGACUGCUGCUGUGAACAUCAACUACCUCUACGCCGGACGUGUCCUCGCUGGUGUCGGUGUCGGUCAACUUGUGAUGAUCGUCCCCUUGUACCAAUCCGAAUUGGCGCAUCCUAGCAUCCGAGGACGUAUUGGUGGACUGGUGCAGUUCAUGCUGGGUAUCGGUGCCCUAGCCGCCGCCUGGAUCAGUUAUGGUGUUGAUCUUGGUUUUGAUGCCAGCCAGAACGCUCAAUUCCGUGUCUCUCUGGGUAUCCAGGUCGUACCUGCCUUCUUUUUAGCUGCCCUUAUCAUGUUGUUCCCCGAGUCACCCCGAUGGCUCAUCAGCAAAGGCAAGGUCGAGCAAGGUCUUCAGAACUUGGCCAAGCUCCACGCUCACGGCGAUACAACCGACGUCUGGGUUCAAGCUGAGUUCCAGCAAAUCCAGGAUGCCCUCACAUUUGAGCGUGAGCAUGAGGCUCAAUCCUACAUGGAGCUUUUCCGCGACAGGUCGUGCUUCCGUCGUCUCUUUCUCGCUUGUGCACUGCAAGCCUCUGUCCAAAUGACUGGUGUCUCGGCUAUUCAGUACUAUUCAGUCACUAUUUACAACCAGAUGGGUAUUAGUGGCACCGACGCACUCAAGUACCAGGCCAUAUCUUCCGUUCUUGCUCUUUGUGGACAAGCGCUCUGUAUCGCCUUCAUCGACCGAUUGGGACGCCGCUGGACCUUGAUUGGUGGCAACCUCGGUAAUUGCCUUACCUUCAUCGUUUCAACCACUAUGUUGGCUGUUUUCCCUCCUGGUGCAACAGGUAACAAGAGUGCUUCUUGGGGCUUCAUUGCUGUUACUUGGCUGUACAACUUCUGCUUCAGCUCCACCUGCGGACCGCUAUCUUGGAUUAUUCCCGCCGAGAUUUUCGACACCAAGACCCGUUCCAAGGGUGUGUCCAUCGCCACUAUGACAUCUUUCGCGUUCAACACUAUGAUUGGCCAAGUCACUGAGCUCGGUAUGCUAACUGCGGGAUGGAAAUUCUACCUGCUGUUCGUCAUUUGCAACUUCACCAACGCCGCCUUCUUCUACUGCUUCCUGCCCGAGACUGCCAAGCGUCCACUUGAGGAGAUGAACUACCUCUUCACAAACGCUCCUCUCUUCGUGCCCGGCAUGAACAAGAACGACUUUCCUACCGACCUCGAGCGUCGUGUUGAGGAAGUCGCUGCCAAGCAAGGGUCAAUAUCCCACGCCGAGCAUGUGGAGGCUAAGGUAUAG